Messenger RNA from Penicillium bovifimosum, 486 nucleotides. Its product is annotated as putative nuclear transport factor 2 domain protein. Lineage: Eukaryota; Fungi; Ascomycota; Eurotiomycetes; Eurotiales; Aspergillaceae. Gene Ontology annotation, biological process: protein import into nucleus. The transcript is spliced from 2 exons. Gene Ontology annotation, cellular component: nuclear pore central transport channel. The record is from RefSeq and is a predicted model, not a curated record. Bases 1 to 486 code for a protein of 161 amino acids.
AUGGCUGCAGUCAGCGAGGAUACAUGGACCAAGGUGUCGACCGAGGCCACAACUGAGUUCGUGAAAACCUACUACCCAGCUUUGGGCUCGAACCGCCAGUCUCUCGGCUCCUAUUACUCCCUCGAGCCCACAACGAUCUUGUUCAACGGAAACGGUGUCGUGGAUGGUGCUGCUGUUCAGGAGAUUUUCAUGAACCAAAUGUCUCCGGCACACUACGAGGUUCAGUCCUACGACUGUCAGAUCAUCAACAGAGCAUACCCUACCCGUUUGCCAAAUGGCGAACUGAAGCCUAAGUCGGAGAUGGGGGUCAAAGACAUGUCGUUGCUCGUUGUCGUCAGUGGAUUCGUUCGCUAUGGAGAGGGUCGCGACCAGCCGCAGCGCGGGUUCAGCGAGACCUUUGUGCUGAUUCCGAACCCCUCCGCGGAGCGGGCGCGGGGCCGCAAGGAUUGGCUUAUUCAGAGCCAGAAUUUCCGCCUUGUCGUCUGA